AUGAUCUCUACAGCACCUCUCUACAGUGGGGUGCACAACUGGACCAGCACAGAGCGGAUUCGCAUGUGUGGCCUCAACGAGGAGAGGAGAGCCCCCCUUUCUGAUGAAGAGUCUAAAACAAGCAGCUCCCAGCACUUGGGGUCUCAAGAGUUUUGCGUCAGCAGCAGUCUUUCCGAGGUGGAGCUCACAGCAGUCAGCAGUGGUGGCGGCAGUGCCCAGGGGCUGGAUGCUGAUGGCAAGGUGGAGGAGAAGCUUGGGCCCAAACUGGAAGAGCAGCCACCCAAUCCCAACCCAAACCCGGAGUGUACAGGAAAGACUGUGACAGAUGAUGGCCUGGGCCCUCUGGCAGGCCAGGGGGAUGGCAGAGGGCAGGAGCCCACAGUCCCCAGAGCUGCCAAGCAGGAGAGUGGCAGUGCUGAUGCUGCCUGGCCAGCCACGGAUGCUCCCAGCAACAAGCAGGGUGAUGUCCCCACAGCCUGCCCAGUGGCCCCAGAGGGCGAGCCUGCUGGGACAGAGAAAGCUGCCCCGAGCACCAUGGCACAAGGGCCAGGCGUGCUGGCCGAGGGGACUUUGUCUGUGGUUGUCUCCAGCUGCAGCACUUCUGCCUCCACCCCUGCCACCUUCACCCUGAACAGGGUGUGCUUCCCCUCCUCUCAGGCCCCUGCUAUGCAAAAACUACCCCUGUCCUUCCAGACCGGAGCAGUGCUGAGCCCCAGCCAGUCACUGGUGUACAUCCCACCGCCCAGCUGCGGGCAGCCGCUCAGCGUGGCCACGCUGCCAGCCGCCCUGGGGGUCUCCUCCACCCUCACCCUCCCUGUCCUGCCCUCCUACCUGCACGAGCGCUGCCUGCCGGGCAUCAUUGCCUCCCCAGAGCUGCGCUCCUACCCCUACACCUUCUCCGUCACCAGGCCCUUGGCUUCCGACGCCAAAGUGGUGCCUGUGGAGGUGAACCAGCUCAGCUGCCCUUCUCCCUCGGGGGCAAGUGGUGCCCAGGCUGCUGCCGAGGGCCCUGCUGCACCCUCCACCACUGGCCCUCCGCUCUCCUCCAGCCAGCCCCCACCAGUGGUGGCAUCGUGCGGGUCCGCUGCUCCCCCUGCGGGCACCGGGGCACAAGCCAGAGCUCCGGCAGCUCCUGAACCCCACGCCUCAGGGGCUGUCACUUCGCUCUCUCCUCUGAAGUCCCCUCCACAGCUGGAGCGUGAGAUGGUCUCCUCUCCAGAGUGCAGCGAGAUGCCCCUGGAUCUCUCCUCCAAGUCCAACCGUCAGAAGCUGCCUCCGCCCAGCCAGCGCAAGACACCCCCGAUGCCCAUCCUCACGCCCGUGCACACCAGUGGCAAAGCUCUUCUCACCACGGUCCUGUCCAAGUCCCAGCGUGCAGCCCAGACCACGGGCAGCAGCGUCACCUCCUGCCUUGGCACCACCUCUCCCUUGGUCAUCUUCCCUGAGUUCCUGCGCAACGGCGAGCAGGGCUCCUGGGUGAAGAACACCACCCUCAUCAGCACCAUUCCGGGCACCUACGUGGGCGUUGCCAACCCAGUGCCUGCCUCACUGCUGCUCAGCAAGGACCCCGGUGUCAGCUUCAGCAGGGACCCACGCCACCUUCCCAAGCAGGAGCCCAUCUCCAUCAUUGACCAGGGAGAGCCACGCAGCUCUGGGGUUCCCUGUGGGAAGAAAGCCAACCAGGCCAGCACAGAAGGGCAGCAGGAUCCUGCCAGGAGACUUCUUCAUGGCAGAGUUGCUCCUGGAGCUCCUUUGUGUCAAUCCAAGGACAUCUCCACCUGGAAUCCCGGCCAGGGGAGUGUGUACCCACGAUGCCCCGUGAACGGAAAGCCUUCCAGUCCUCAGAUGCUGCCUCUGGGCUGGUCUCCUUAUCACCAAACCCCACUGCUUUCCAUUGGUAUCUCCACAGCAGGGCAGCUGCCCUCAAGCCAGAACAGCUCCUGCAAGCCAGCAGGUGCUGGAGAGCUCCCAGUGUUCCCCAACAUCCAGCCCACAGAGUCCAGCACAGCUGCCCAGAGCCUGCCUGAGGGGCUGCCCAGGCUCCCGCCUCCGGAACGGGAGCGGGAAGCUGCAGCCAAGAGCAAGAGCUGCAGGGCCUUGCCCAAACUCUAUGAGGAGCUGGCCAAUGCCGUCCCCUUGGAUGGAGGCCCACCUCUUCAAACCAGCGCUUUGGAUGGGAAAGGGGGCAAGGGCAAGCUGGACACCCCCCAGAAGAGUCCAGAGCGUGAUCAACCCGGGGCUGACUCCAGCAAGGAGGGCAAGGGACAGACUGAGGCUCCCCAGGGGAGCUGCAACCUCAAGCAGCUGGAGGCCAAGCCCAAAAACCAAGUGUUGGCAGCCUAUUUGUCGCAUGAGCUGCCGGCGGGCGGGCAGCAGAGCCUGCAGGGGGGUUCGGAGGUGGCCACGGAGGGUCAGCACAAGGAGCCGGGCUGUGAAGGUCCCCAGGAGCCACCGGCAAUGGAGCCCCUGCCGUGCGUGCGGCAGGUGGAUCUCUGCAGGGUCAAGAAGGAGCGAGUGGAGUGUGAGGUGCCCUUCACCUCCAUGACCUGCCUGCGAGCUGGGGCUGCUCCCCAGGCUUUGGCCGAGGGCAAGCUGAAAGGAGCAGGGCAGGUGAAGCAAGAGGGCAGCGUGCGCUGCAAGGCCAAGCGGCAGCACGAUGGCGACGCCAGGCAAAGCCACAAGAGACUCAAGUGCCAAGCCCAGGACAGCAAGGAGUCCCCGAGCAAGUCAGGGAGCCGGGGUGUGCACAGCAGGAAGUGGCGGAAGCACCACGAGAAGCCCCAUGAGCUCUCCAGGCAGGACGGCCGGGCAGGGCUGGUGCUGGGCAAGGACCACAAUAGCCUCAGGGUGAAGCGCAAGCGCAGGAGGCUGACCAAGGCAGAGCUCCUAUCCUCAGCUCACCGUGGGGACAGCCACGAGGAAGGUUACCUGGAGAAGAAGCCCAAGAACAAUUUUCGGGAUUUCAUCCCAGUGGUGCUGAGCAGCCGCACGCGUAGUCAGUCAGGAAGCGUCGCUGGCUCUUCUGCUGGUAUGACAGGAGAGUGUGAUGUGACUGGUCAGGAGAUUUUGCCCUUGCUGGAGGAGGAUCAGGAAGAUGAGGAGGAGGAAGAGGAGGAGGAGGAGACAUCCCUGAAACGCCGCAAGCUGCGCAAGUCCCACAGGACGUCGCGGUGCCACAGCCGCAGGGCCAGGGACAGGUCCCUGUCCGAGAGGAGCAGCUGUUACACCAGGAGGACCCGGGAGCUGCCCUGGAGAGUGGAAUCACCCAGGCAGCUGUGGGAGCCCACCGAGGAGGAGGAGGAUGGCAGCCACACGAGGAGGAAGAAGAGGAGGCGACAGAAAAGCCGAAAGUACCAGACAGGGGAAUAUCUGACUGAGCGGGAGGAGGAGCGAGUGGGCUACCCCCACAGGAGGAGGAAAUCCAAAGCAGACUUUCGGUACCGGAAGCAGAAGGAUUCGGGGAAGGGCAAGGGCGCGGAGCUGCGGCUGCGGAGCAGGCUGUCCCCAUCCCCCAGGAAAUCCCAAGGGCGCCCAGACUUUCAGAAUGGCUUCUACCUGGAGCACUCUGACAGCUCUCCUGGCCAAGAAGAGCUGGAGAAACCAUCAGGAAAACGCAAAUGCAAAACCAAACACCUGGCAGGGAUCUGUGACGAGGGGAAGGGCAAAGGCUGCUGGAACCAGCCCAAAGUGCGCUCCCCAAAGAAGCCCCAGGACCUGUGGACACUGUGCAAGUCCCAUCGGGUCAGCCCAGGGAGUUGCCCCGAGGUGCCCCCAGCCCAGAACGUUCCUCCUGGAGCUCGGCGGCUGAUCGUCAACAAAAACGCUGGGGAGACCCUUCUGCAGCGAGCCGCUCGCCUGGGCUACAAGGAUGUGGUGCUGUACUGCCUGCAGAAGAAGAGCAGCGACGUGAACCACCGUGACAACGCGGGGUACACAGCCCUGCACGAGGCCUGCGCACGGGGCUGGAUCGACAUCCUCCACAUCCUGCUGCAGCACGGUGCCAACGUCAACUGCAGCGCGCAGGACGGCACCAGGCCUGUCCAUGAUGCAGUAGCAAAUGACAACCUGGAAACCAUGUGGCUUCUUCUCUCCUAUGGUGCUGACCCCACUCUGGCCACUUACUCGGGGCAGACUGCGGUGAAGCUCGCCACCAGCGACGUGAUGAAGCGCUUCCUCUGCGAUUACCUGUCAGAUCUCCAGGGCCGCUCUGAUGGAGACCCCAGGACCGCGUGGGACUUCUACAGCAGCUCCGUGCUAGAGGGGAAGGACAGCAUCGGAUGUGAUCUUCUGCUCAACCCCCCAGGAAGUUCAGACCAGGAGGAAGAGGAGCAAGAAGCAGACAACUUCAUGUUUGAGUUCUCAGACAAGCCACUGCUCCCCAGCUACAACCUCCAAGUGUCCGUCUCUCGGGGACCCUGCAACUGGUUCCUCUUCUCGGACGUGCUGAAGCGACUGAAGCUGUCCUCACGCAUCUUCCAGGCCCGCUUCCCGCACCUGGAGGUGACCACGCUGCCCAGGGCCGAGUUCCAGCGCCAGGUGGCCCUCAGCCAGCUGCUGGCACAGGAGGAGGUUCCGGAGAGCCCCGAGCCGCCGGCGCCGGGCACGGCAGAGACAGUGGAGCUGGUGCACUAUGAGCCUGAGCUGCUGCAGCUGCUGGGCUCGGCGCUGGAGUACGAGGCCUGGAGCAGCUGA
Messenger RNA from Indicator indicator, 4692 nucleotides. RefSeq names its product BCL6 corepressor like 1 (gene BCORL1). The transcript has 13 exons. Gene Ontology annotation, biological process: negative regulation of transcription by RNA polymerase II. Gene Ontology annotation, molecular function: transcription corepressor activity; protein binding. The coding region runs from base 1 to 4692 and encodes 1563 amino acids. NCBI's taxonomy places the organism in Eukaryota, Metazoa, Chordata, Aves, Piciformes, Indicatoridae. The record is from RefSeq and is a predicted model, not a curated record. Gene Ontology annotation, cellular component: nucleus.